This is a messenger RNA of Kluyveromyces lactis, 2439 nucleotides long. It is a transcript of the gene CDC53, whose product is annotated as cullin CDC53. The record is from RefSeq and is a predicted model, not a curated record. Gene Ontology annotation, cellular component: SCF ubiquitin ligase complex. The coding region runs from base 1 to 2439 and encodes 812 amino acids. Gene Ontology annotation, molecular function: ubiquitin protein ligase binding. Lineage: Eukaryota; Fungi; Ascomycota; Saccharomycetes; Saccharomycetales; Saccharomycetaceae. Gene Ontology annotation, biological process: SCF-dependent proteasomal ubiquitin-dependent protein catabolic process; protein ubiquitination. The transcript has a single exon.
AUGGCAGACACAUUACCUAGAUCAGAUGAUUUGGAAGCAACAUGGAACUUUGUGAAGCCUGGGAUCGACCAGAUCUUGGAUCGUGAUGGUACAUCGGAUAUAAAGACAAACAGAGUUCAGAAAGUUCUUUCCCCAAGGAUGUACAUGGAGGUAUACACGGCGAUUUAUAAUUACUGUGUCAACAAGUCACGUUCUACAGGUCAUUUCCAAUCUGAUAUUAUAGGGAAGCAAAUGAAUCAAUCUUCGAUUCUUGUUGGAGGAGAAAUCUAUGAGAACUUAAAGAAUUAUUUGAAAGAUUACAUAUCGAAUUUAAAGAAAGAUGAUAAUGUAACGUUUUUGAAUUUCUACGUGAGACGCUGGGAAAGAUUUACAAUCGGAGCUAUUUUCUUAAAUCGGGUCUUCGACUAUAUGAACCGUUACUGGGUGCAAAAGGAAAGAAGCGAUGGUAAAAGACACAUUUUCGAUGCACAUACUUUGUGCUUGAUGACGUGGAAAGAAGUUAUGUUUGAAACACAUAAGACGGAACUCGUUACUGAAAUAUUCGAUCAAUUGGAUUUGCAGCGGAGGGGUGAAUUAGUGAAUAAAUCUGCUAUUACAAUAGCAAUAAAAUCCUUUGUGAUAUUAGGUAUCGAUCCAUCAGACUUAAAGAAGUUGAAUUUGAAUGUGUAUAUUCAAAACUUCGAACAGCCAUUCCUACAGAAGACAAAAGAAUACUACACGAAGAUGUCCAACGAAUUCUUAGACUCUCACAGUGUCUCUGAAUACAUCGAAAAGGCAAAUGAAUGCAUAAUCUUCGAAGAAAAGGACAUGAUUUUAUAUUUGGAUUCCCAUACAUCGGCACCAUUGUCUACAGCUUUGAACCAAGUUUUGAUUGCUGAUCAUGCCGAUAAGUUAAAAAAAGAGUUUAUUUUACUUUUGGAUAAGCAAGAUCAAAGAUUGAUUAAGCUCAUAUACGAAUUGAUGAAACGCGAUUACCGAAUGUUACCAGAUUUGGUGGAUACUUUUGAUAUGUACAUCAAGAGAGUCGGAAAUGAAGAAAUCGAUAAAUUAAUUGAUGCACAUAAUAAGAGUGCAGCACAAGAUUCAAACGCUAAAAGGCAACCGGGAUUAUCACCUAGAGAUUACUUGAAAUGUUUAAUAGGAGUUUACAAACUCUUUUACAAUAUCACCAUAGAAUGUUUUGAAAAUCAUCCUGCUUUUGCUAAGGCUUUAGACUAUGGAUGCCGUUGCUUCAUUAACAAUAACUCAUUCGCUAUUCCUCCUGGUUCACCUAAAUUUGCGACUUCUAGAGCUCCUGAGAUGUUGGCGAAAUACAGUGACCAGUUGCUCAAAAAGUCGACCAAGAAUAAUGAACAGGUAGAUUUGACCGUGGAUGAUAUCAUGACUGUCUUUAAGUUCUUGGCCGACAAGGAUGCAUUUGAGAUGCAUUACCGAAAAAAUUUAGCAAAAAGAUUAAUUCAUGGAUCAUCAAAAUCAGAAGCUGAUGAAGAAAUCAUUAUCCAAAGACUACAGUCCGAGAACAGUCUUGAAUACACCAGCAAGAUUACCAAGAUGCUACAAGAUGUCAAAUUAUCUAAAAACUUGCAUGAUGAAUUUUCCACGUUCAUUUCACAAGAUGGGAAUAAUACUACUAGCGCCGCAACUUUCAGAAGCAAAGUUCCUGAAUUAGAACCUCUAAUUCUUGCAGACAAUGUAUGGCCCUUCAGCUAUCAACCAACAGAAUUCGCAUUACCACCAGUUCUUGAACAUAGUAAGAACAAAUUGGAAACCAUGUAUACUGACAAGCAUUCUGGUAGAAUAUUGAAAUGGCUAUGGCCAAUGUCUCGUGGUGAAAUCAAGGCACAUAUUGGUAAACCAGGCAAACCACCAUUCCAAUUCACUGUGACUAUUUUCCAAAUGGCGAUUCUUACCUUGUUUAAUGAUAUAUCUACGUUGACCUUUGAACAAAUACAAGAGAGAACCAAUUUGAAGGCUACACAGAUUGCGUCUAAUAUGUAUCCGUUUGUGAAGAUGAAACUAUUAAUACAAUCUCCAGAAGGGGUGGAAAGUAUGAUCAAGUUAGAUACAAAGUACACCUUAAACAAACCCUAUCGAUUAUCGAAAACUAGUGUUAAUUUUGCAGCCGCUGUGAAAAAUGAUCUAACCUUUACUGCAACCGUUAAUGGAUCUGCAUUAGAUGAAACAGAGGCAUCUGAGCAAAAGAAAGCAGAAAAGGAACUAAAUCAACAAAGAUUGAUGUUCUUAAGAGCAUGCAUAGUGAGAAUUAUGAAGGCAAAGAGAAAACUACCACACAGUUCAUUGAUGAACGAGUGUAUUGCCGAAUCUCAACAGAGAUUCAACGCCAAGGUGUCCAUGAUCAAAAAAGCUGUCGACAAUCUAAUAGAACAAGAGUAUUUGAAAAGGACAGACGACGGUGAAUGCUAUGAAUAUCUAGCGUAA